UCUGCCCCUCCUUGUUCCAGGCGGGUCCUGGUUUCCGGGAGGAAUAAAUAAAGGGGAGCACACAGUGGGAAGAAGCAUGAGGAAGGGAGGCAGUUGUCAUGGAGGGCGAAGAGCCUGUCCUCCUUCCAGUGGCUGAAUAUCCAGGGGCCACUCGGGAGAGCUUCCUCCGGGACAUUUACCCCCUGAGAAAGCCAGCAGUGCUGAAAGGAAUUGAUUUGGGUCCUUGCAUGACCAAGUGGACAGUGGAUUACCUCAGUCAAGCAUCAGGAAGCAAAGAAGUAAAGGUUCAUGUUUCCACUGUACCACAGAUGGAUUUUCUCAGCAAGAAUUUUGUAUACAGAACAUUGCCUUUUGAUGUAUUUGUAAGGAGAGCAGCUGAAGCCAAACAUACAGAGUAUUUUAUUUCAGAGGACGAAAAAUAUUAUUUGCGAUCACUGGGAGAAGACCCACGAAAGGAUAUUGCAGAUCUUCGAAAACAGUUUCCCCUGCUGGCAAGUGAUAUUCAGAUCCCAGAAUACUUUGAAAAGGAGCAGCUCUUCUCCACUGUUUUUCGUAUAAGCUCAGCAGGAUUACAGCUCUGGACACAUUAUGAUGUAAUGGAUAACUUCUUAAUUCAGGUGACAGGGAAGAAGCGGGUGGUACUAUACAGUCCUCGUGAUGUACCAUAUUUGUAUUUGUCAGGCACAAAAUCUGAAGUUCUAGAUGUGGACAAGCCAGACUUGAAGAAAUAUCCUCUCUUUGUCAAGGCCAAACGUUAUGAAUGUCAGCUGAAAGCAGGAGAUGUAUUGUUCAUUCCAGCUUUGUGGUUCCAUAAUGUGAUUUCUGAAGAGUUUGGAGUUGGAGUCAAUGUUUUCUGGAAACAUCUUCCUUCCAAUUGCUAUGAUAAAACAGACACUUAUGGAAACAAAGAUCUCACAGCUGCCUCAAGAGCUGUACAGAUUUUAGAUAGGGCACUGAAAACUCUAGAAGAGCUACCUGAAGAAUACAGAGACUUCUAUGGACGGAGAAUGGUUUUACGCAUCCAAGAGAAAACGUAUAGCAGGAACUAUGAAUAAAGAGCUCUUUCAAUUUUAA
Sceloporus undulatus (fence lizard) is the source of this 1074-nucleotide messenger RNA. RefSeq names its product tRNA-yW synthesizing protein 5 (gene TYW5). Gene Ontology annotation, biological process: wybutosine biosynthetic process. The record is from RefSeq and is a predicted model, not a curated record. The coding region runs from base 99 to 1055 and encodes 318 amino acids. The transcript has 8 exons. NCBI's taxonomy places the organism in Eukaryota, Metazoa, Chordata, Lepidosauria, Squamata, Phrynosomatidae. Gene Ontology annotation, molecular function: tRNA binding; 2-oxoglutarate-dependent dioxygenase activity.